AUGCUAUCGACCGUCGUCACCGUCGUCGGGACCGCCUUGGCUGCCGCCCAUGGCGCCUUCGCCCAUUUUGCCCUCACAUACCCCGAGUGGCGGGCCGACACGCUCGCAGAGGACGCCGACUCCGAGUAUAGCCAAUGGACCUAUCCGUGCGCCGGCGUCGACUACGGAGCCGGCAACGUCACCGACUGGCCCCUCGACGGCGGCUCACUCAAGCUCGAGCUGCACCACCCGUGGACCUACGUCUUCGUCAACCUCGGCGUUGGCCAAAACACGACCAACUUCAACGUCUCCCUGACGCCCGAGUUCUGGAACACGACGGGCAAGGGCACGCUGUGCAUCGAAAAGGUCCCCGUCCCCAUCGACGUCGAGAACGGCACCUUGGCCACUCUGCAGGUCGUCACCACGUCUGCGAGUGGCUCGGCGCUCUACAACUGCGCCGAUAUCCGCUUCAACAGGAAUGCAAAAUCGCUGAGCAACUGCUCGAGCAGCGGUGUCGAAUACGCUCCCGUUCGGGACCAAAAAAAGAGUAACGGAACCAAUAGCUCCGGGGGCAACUCGACCGGUGGCGGCAAUGGACAGGGGGGUGACAGAAACGGUGCCGGGCCUGCCAUGGCCGUCACCAGCACCAUUGGUCUUGUAGCUGUUGCUGCUAUUGCUUCUCUCUUUGCCAUCGACGCCGCGUUCUAG
Hirsutella rhossiliensis is the source of this 687-nucleotide messenger RNA. RefSeq names its product expression library immunization antigen 1. NCBI's taxonomy places the organism in Eukaryota, Fungi, Ascomycota, Sordariomycetes, Hypocreales, Ophiocordycipitaceae. The coding region runs from base 1 to 687 and encodes 228 amino acids. The record is from RefSeq and is a predicted model, not a curated record. The transcript has 2 exons.